AUGAGGAAUCCGCUUUUAUCAUUACAAAACUUAAGUAAUAUAGAAACUUUGAACGUAGAACAAACGAUUCGAAAUUCAUAUGAACUUGCUGAUAAACUCAUUGAACAGCUGAAUACAUCAAACGUCUUGAAAAAACACGAUGUGUUCGAAUUGGAUGAAUUAAGUGGAAAUAUCGGUCAUCAUUUAAAAACAAAAUCAAAGCUUGCUGACAAUUCAAAAAUGGAUAAUGAUAAUUCAUCUGCAAUCGAUUCUGAAUUCGAUCUAGGAGAUGAUAACGACGAUGAUGAUGACGAGCCUAAAGUGGACGAUGGCGACGAACGCUCGUAUGAUAGUAACGAUGAGGACGACAAUAAACCGAUGAAGAUACGCGACAAAAAUUCAAUUUAUCGUCGAACUAAUGAAAUAACAACAAAAGAUCCUUUACCAAGAAUUGACGAGAUACUUGUUCAGUUAGGUGAAUCUGCUUAUUUCACAAAAUUGAACUUUAAAGCUGGCUAUUUUCAAAUGCCAUUGCAUAAAGCAGAUCAACCGAAGACAGCAUUUUCAACGGGGGACAAACAUUUACAAUUUACCGUUAUGCUCCAAGGAAUCAUCAACGGGUCAUUGUCCUUCCAGCGCGUUAUCAACGAGAUUCUUGGUCCAGCAAGAUGGAAGUACGCGUUAGAAUAUAUUGACGUUAUAAUAAUUUAUUCAAAAACUGGAAGAUCAUAUGAUCCAUUUGGAAUACUGGAUACAUUGGACAAGGCCAAUUUCUCGCACACAUAG
Molecule: messenger RNA, 765 nt
Organism: Didymodactylos carnosus
Lineage: Eukaryota; Metazoa; Rotifera; Eurotatoria; Philodinida; Philodinidae
Source: the annotation of a GenBank genome assembly